GUGCCUAAACUACCGCUGACCAUCGAAACUUUGUUGUUGAGUCGAAGAGGGGAAAAAAAGAACGAAAACUCAAACUAAUUCAAAUACACUAAAACCUGUGCGAUUGAACUAGCUAAUUCUGCGAUGUUUGGCGAAAUCGGCAAGCAGAUCUCUAAGCUAACCACUCCAGUGCUGCUUGUAGAUUUGUGCAGAUUUGAACGAAACAUAAGGAAGUUGAUGAAAACGCUAGAAAACAGUGGUGUGAGGGCCCGACCACAUGCAAAGGCGCACAAAUGCCCUGCAAUCGCUCAUAUACAGAUUUCUCAUGGGGCUAAUGGUGUCUGCUGUCAAAAACUUUCCGAAGCUGAGAGCAUGGUUGUAUCAGGUGUCAGGGAUGUGCUGAUAUCUAAUGAGGUUAUUGGAGAAUCCAAGCUUCUUCGCUUAGCCUCCCUUGCAAAACAAGCAAAAGUAUCAGUGUGUGUAGAUGAUGCACAGAAUGUAGAAGAAAUGUCCAAAGUUGCCAGUAUCAUGGGUGCUACUAUAGAUGUGAUUAUUGAGGUGAAUGUUGGUCAGGAACGCUGUGGUGUAGAACCUGGGGAGCAAGUGGUUCAACUUGCAAAACAUAUAUUGGCACUGCCUAAUUUGAACUUCAAGGGGAUACAGACUUAUCAGGGAUGGAACCAGCAUGUGAGGAAGUUUGGAGAUAGAAAAACAGCUGUAGCAAAAGUCUCAGAAAUGGCAAAAGCCACUGUUGAAGCCCUCUCGUCUAAUAACAUCCCAUGUGAGGUUGUGACAGGUGGAGGAACUGGGACCUACACAUUUGAAGCUGCUAGUGGGGUAUUCACAGAAGUCCAACCAGGUUCAUAUGUGUUUAUGGAUGCUGAUUAUGGAAAAAAUCUUGGCGCAGAUGGAAACCUGUUCUCUGAGUUUGAGCAGAGCUUGUAUGUGCUAAGUACAGUCAUCAGUGUAACACCUGGCAAGAGGGCAAUACUAGAUGCAGGGAUGAAAGCUCUCAGCCUUGACUCUGGUCCACCGCUUAUUAAGGACCAUCCCCAGUUAAUUUAUCACAAUGGUGGGGAUGAGCAUGGUAUUGUCAAACCUUCAGGAGAGUUAAAGGUGGGAGACCAGGUCUGGCUUAUUCCUGGUCACUGUGACCCGACUGUCAACAUGCACAACUGGAUGCUUGGUGUUAGGAACGGCAUGGUGGAGACUGCAUGGCCAAUCACCGGCAGAGGACCUGGAAUAUGAUUGGGCAGAACAAUCAUGGGCGUGAACAUGGGCUAGGGAGGUGGGCAUGUGACCCCCUUUGUCCAAGCCUUGCCACACCCCUGAUACUACUCAUAAGAAAUCUCCCUUCUUGGAGAUUAGAAAAAGAAGAUGUUAAAAUGAUAGCAAAGAUUAUCUUAGUAUUUCUUUGUUUUUGAAGUUGUUUGUAAUUUAUUAUCUGUAAUCACUAUUUUAUCCUAAAAAUUGCAAAAUAACUAGCUUGUAUUUCAUCAAAAGAUUUAAAGCAUUCAGCAAUGACAAUGUAGAAUAAUCCAUAUAUGUAAAAUAACUGCUUUACUGUCUCUAGUGCUUGAAAGGCAAUCCUUUGUAAGGUUUUCCUCUAAAAAGGGUUGGAAUGGUCAAUUUAAGAAAUUACAAAAAAAAAAUAAUUUGAGAAUUUGAGAAAGAAAACUUUCUUUUCUAAAACAAGUGAGAUCAGAGACUUUCCAAAUAUGAAAAAAACUUGAACUCUAAUAUCAUAGAACUGGGAGAUGCCAUUAUAAAAUUUAGCAAAAAUCAAUAUUUCUAGGGAGAAUUUGCAAAAAUUAAGAAUUUUAUUUAUUUCUUACACAUCAAAUGCAGAUCACAGUAAAAAAAAAAACAUGUUUACCUAGAUAUGUAAUAGUGUUGUUUCAAAGCAGGCACCUUUAGUAAAAGUGCAAAUUCCCAGGGUAGUGAUUGAAAAUAUUUGCUUAGGACACAACAUCGCACAUUGCCUGGUGCCCCUAUUGCCAAAUCUUCUAGUCGAACUUGAAGGUAUCAAAACAGAUCAGAAAAAAUAUUUGAUGUAAUACUGUUAAGAAUCUUGUUUGAAUAAAGUGAUUUGCCUA
This is a messenger RNA of Nematostella vectensis (starlet sea anemone), 2075 nucleotides long. Its product is annotated as 3-hydroxy-D-aspartate aldolase. Gene Ontology annotation, biological process: D-serine catabolic process. Lineage: Eukaryota; Metazoa; Cnidaria; Anthozoa; Actiniaria; Edwardsiidae. Bases 124 to 1227 code for a protein of 367 amino acids. Gene Ontology annotation, molecular function: D-serine ammonia-lyase activity. The transcript has 11 exons. The record is from RefSeq and is a predicted model, not a curated record.